Molecule: messenger RNA, 4357 nt
Organism: Menidia menidia (Atlantic silverside)
Lineage: Eukaryota; Metazoa; Chordata; Actinopteri; Atheriniformes; Atherinopsidae
Source: the annotation of a GenBank genome assembly
GAAGGAGGAGGGCGGUGUGUGGAGAGGAGAAAAAACCUAGUAAACCUGACAAAGCGUCUGAGAAACAGUGCGAACGAAGAGUGUCUACGGAAGAGAGGAAGGAGACGUGAAAGACGCCCUUCGGAGGGAACGCACGUUGAUGGAUUUUAUGACAUUUAUGCUUGGGACAACUAUUUGCUUGGACAGUUUCAGCCUCCUUCCAACUCUGUAGUGGCUGCAAACUUUUUAUAAAGUUGACAAGUGCGCUGCUCAGGAACGCGGGGCAUGUUCUGCGCCCUGGAAGAAACUUGGUGACGGGGAGGAAAGUUUGAAGGGGGCCAGCGAUAUGGUUUUCCGAGGCUUUUUCGAAGGAUAAAGAGAGUAAACUCGGAUUUUUUCUGCAUGGCACUGGACUACACUGCCAUUCUGGUUUGGAAUAUAGCCACUGACCAGAGUCGAUGCCGGCUGAUUGUGGAAUAGUAAGCUGAAAAAAUGCAGCGCCUCAGAUUUUUUGCUUUUGCUGCAUUGUAGUGUUGGAGACAUUCCACCCUCCGGAUUCGGCUCAUGCUUUCUCCUCCCUUAUCUGUACAUGCCAAAACAGAGAUUUCCACGAUUUUAAUCCUCCCUGACCAGGUGAUCGGGUGAAUUCCAGUGAGUGACAGGUCGACCAGGCAGCAGUUGAUGGUUUGGCGGACCCCCUCAGAUGGAAUCAGUGUCCAGGGGGAGGUGGAGAAGGGGGGCAUGGGGACCGCUGUUGGCCUCUAACGGGAUGGCCUCGCGGGCCUGGCUGCUGGGCGCCCUCCUGCUGUCCCUUCUGACCGCCAGCGUGGCCCGGCCACCCCUCACCGCCACCAAGGAGGAGGAGGCCACUCUGGAACCCGAAGAAACAUCGAACAAAAACCAAAUUUCUAAGCCCACGGUGUGCUCAGUGCACCCGGGGGAGGUGCUGAAGCUGAGUUGCCCUCUGCCGGUGACGGGGACCAUCACAUGGACCAAAGAUGGCAGCUCUCUUGGCAGCAAUAAUCGCACUCUGAUAGAGCAGGAGGUGCUGCAGAUCCGUGAUGCCACGCCCAAGGAUUCGGGCCUGUACGCCUGCACCAGCGUGGGCAAAGACACGGUCUGCUUCAUAGUCAAUGUCACAGGUGAGUCAGGGAGCAGGAAGGACAGAAUGGGACAGGCCAGGAUGGUGCACCGAACGCGGAGAGGAAGGGCUGAGCUGGGCUUGGUUGAUUCAGAAGUGGCCGUGGAGGAGAGCCUAACGAAUGCCAUCUCGUCGGGGGAUGACGAGGACGAUACAGAGCAGUCGGAGGACAGUGGGGCAGAUGGAGUGCAAUUAAGUGCUCCGUUUUGGACCUCGUCUGCGAAGAUGGAGAAGAAGCUGCAUGCGGUGCCGGCUGCCAACACAGUCAAGUUCCGUUGUGCCGCAGGAGGCCAUCCAGAGCCCACACUUACCUGGUUUAAAAAUGGCAGGCCUUUCCGCCAAGAGGACCGCAUGGGAGGGUAUAAGGUGCGUCUCAAUCACUGGACCCUGAUCAUGGAGAGUGUGGUGCCGUCAGACAAGGGAAACUACACCUGCAUUGUGAAGAACGACUUUGGAUCCAUCAACCACACCUACACCCUGGAUGUAGUGGAACGAUCCCCUCACCGGCCCAUUCUCCAGGCUGGUCUCCCUGCCAACACCACUGUACGUGUUGGAGAGGACGCCCGUUUCGUUUGCAAGGUCUACAGUGAUGCCCAACCUCACAUCCAGUGGCUGAAACACAUCACCCAGAAUGGGAGUCGGUUAGGGCCAGAUGGACACGCUUAUGUCAAAGUAUUAAAGAGUUCAGGAAUUAACAGCUCAGAUGUGGAGAUUCUCACCCUCACCAACGUGACAGAGGAAAAUGCUGGAGAGUAUAUCUGUAAAGUCUCCAAUUAUAUAGGCGAUGCCAGUCAGUCAGGCUGGCUGACUGUUAUCCCAGCUGCUCCCACCCAAUUGCUGGGAUUGACCGCAGGUGUUAACACUACAGAUAAGGAGAUAGAAGUUCUCUACUUGCCCAAUGUAACAUUUGAGGAUGCUGGGGAGUAUACGUGCUUGGCGGGUAAUUCUAUUGGGCUCUCGUAUCAAACUGCUACUCUGACGGUGCUUCCAGCCCUUGAGAAAUCCCCAGGGCCCCUCUCCCCAGACUACGUGGAGAUUGCUAUAUAUUGUGCAGGCGUGUUCCUCAUCGCCUGCAUGGUGGGCAUCGUGGUGGUGUGCCGCAUGAAGAACACUGCAAAGAAGCCUGACUUCGGAGGCCAGCCGACGGUCCACAAACUGACCAAACAGAUUCCGCUGCGCCGCCAGGUGUCGGCAGACUCAAGCUCCUCCAUGAACUCUAAUACCCCUCUGGUACGAAUCACAACGCGGCGGAGCUCCGCGCACGAUGAGCCAAUCCCUGAGUACGACCUCCCAGAGGAUCCGCGAUGGGAGUUUGCGCGGGACAGGUUAACCCUGGGCAAACCUCUAGGAGAGGGCUGCUUUGGCCAGGUGGUUAUGGCAGAGGCCCUGGGCGUUGACAAGGACAAGCCCAAGGAGCCCGUCACAGUUGCAGUCAAAAUGCUGAAAGAUGAUGCCACUGAGAAAGACCUGUCUGACCUGGUGUCAGAGAUGGAAAUGAUGAAGAUGAUUGGUAAACAUAAGAACAUCAUUAACCUUCUGGGAGCCUGCACGCAGGACGGUCCUCUCUAUGUAAUAGUCGAGUACGCUUCCAAAGGUAACCUAAGGGAGUACCUCAGAGCCCGCCGGCCGCCAGGCAUGGAGUACUCCUACGAUAUCGCCCGUGUCUCGGAUGAACAGCUCACUUUCAAAGAUCUGGUCUCCUGCACUUAUCAGGUGGCACGUGGCAUGGAAUACCUAGCAUCACAGAAGGGUCGUCUCCCGGUGAAAUGGAUGGCUCCAGAGGCCCUCUUUGACCGGGUCUACACACACCAGAGUGAUGUCUGGUCAUUUGGGGUGCUAAUGUGGGAGAUCUUCACACUAGGAGGCUCACCCUACCCUGGCAUUCCAGUUGAAGAGCUCUUCAAGUUGCUAAAAGAGGGCCAUCGCAUGGACAAGCCUGGAAACUGCACCAACGAGCUGUACAUGAUGAUGAAAGACUGCUGGCAUGCCAUCUCAUCACACAGACCCACCUUCAAGCAGCUAGUUGAGGACCUGGAUCGAAUCCUCACCCUGAGCACUAAUGAAGAGUAUCUGGAUCUGUGCGCUCCGGCGGAGCAGUAUUCCCCCAGCUUCCCUGACACUCGGAGCUCUUGCUCCUCUGGCGACGACUCGGUAUUUUCUCAUGACCCCUUACCGGACGAGCCCUGCCUCCCCAAGUACCAGCAUAUCAACGGGAAUGUCAAAAGAUGAGCCAGUUGCCCACACCGUCUCUGCCCUACUUCAACAUUCCCAAAUGCACGUGGCACGGACACCCCUUCUGGAAUCCCCCCGGGUCCUCUGCGUGGCUCCCAGUGGACUAACGGACCCGGACCGGACCGGACUGGACUGAUGGCAGCGCACUGUCAUACACUUUUACUGCCAUGCACCCACAGAACACACACCAUACACCCAAGUGAGCUCUUAGAGGAGAGGACAGGGACCCUACAGAAGCUAUUUUGUACUGACUGAAUGAAAUGACAUUCCCAGGAGAUGCUCUUCUUCCUCCGCCUCCUCUUCCUCUCUGCCAUAAAAAGACACAUUUUUUCAUUUCGAUUCCCAUCUUUCUACCAAGAGGUUCGAUAGCAUUAAACGUUUGGUGAUGCAUUUGCAGAGACUGGCAUUCCAAAACUGGUAUUUUGCUCCUUGAAGAAUGUAUGGACUGACGUUAACUUCAUAAAAAAAAGGGACUAGUAAAGGAAGAGACGUAGGAAAUGGACCAACAGAGCAUCGACUAACAAAAGCAGAAAUAGGAGGCGGGCAAAUAUGAAAACCUCUCUUGUUUAUUUUGUAAUAUUGGUGCAUUUCCUUUACAGUUCUCUUCAUAAACCUCCCCAAUUAUUCUGGAGAAAGAAUACACAGUAUAAUGUAUAGUGCUGGGUAUAUUUGUAAAUAUAUUCAAAUAUGUAUAAAAAUAUAUUAUAUAUAUUUACAAUGAAUUAUUUUUUGUAUGGACUUGGAAAUAAUCCCCAUCCCCCAUGCUGCUUUCAGUUUGAGGCAGGUAUGCUAACAGAUUAUGUGUCCUAUAUUUCCUUUUACACAUAUUCACACAUACAGACAUGGACACACACGCACAGACACUCUCCUUACUCUCUCUCAGUAGCACAGUUGAGCAUUGGCUUUCAGGAACUGAGGUAACGUGUUAAUUUAUUGAUUUACGUAUUUUGAAAUGAAUCGAAAAGAAUAAAAACAAUAUGGUGGAAACUAUUAAUGAUGCAUAAU